UUUUUAGAUUUAGAAUAUUUUUAAUAAAUGGGGAAAGGAAGUUCAGGAAUUAAAAAAUAAAAAAAGAAUAAGAUUGGAGAUGAUUAGAACUACGGAAAAGUUGUAAUUUGUCUUCACUUUAUAUUAGGGUAGACCUAAAAAGAAGAAAGAAAAUAAUGAGACAACUUAAGAAAUAGAUAAAAGACAAUGGUUUAAUGUUCCUCGUGCUUUACAAAUGUUAACAUUGAUUUGCGAGAAAGGAAGUUUAGCUUUAAGAUAUAAGACAGGACAGAAGAGUAAUACAAUGGAGGAAUCAACUAAAACAAAGAAAAGUGAAGAAACAAGAAAGCUUAAGGUAAUAUAUUUAGUUUAAUGAGGGAAAAGUAAAAAUUAAAGGAUUUAAAGAAGCAUUGUAAUUAUGAAGAGAAGAAAUUAUAUCUUUUGAUUGAUAAUAAUACUGAAAAUGUAUAGAUUGAAUUAGAAAAUGCUGAUAAUGAUGGAAUAAUUGAGGAUAUGGAUAAAAUUUAUAAAUAUUUAGAUAAAGAGUUUUAAGUGUCAUUUAUAUUGAUAUUGCAAUAGUAUUUAGAAUAAUAGAAUAAGGAUAUAUAGAUAUUAGCAAGAGGAAUAGUAUAAAAAAUGAUGGAAUAAAAGGAAUAACAUAAAAUGCUAUUGAAUUUAGCAUUAAUAAAAACGAAUAUAGAGGAUGAUUUAGAAUAUGUUUUAUAAUUGGUAUGAAUAAAGUAUAUUAUAUAAAAGGCUAAUACCAGUUCUGGAUUAUAGUUAUAAUAUGAAGUAAAUGAGAAGUGGGUUAAUGAGGAAGAUAAAAUGGUGUAAUGGUUGAUUGGAUUUGUUGAAAAGAUAAUUGGAAUAUUCAAGGCAGAACGUCAAUGAAAUUAACAGUUCCUAAUUAUAAUUAUUUUGAAUUU
Paramecium sonneborni is the source of this 905-nucleotide messenger RNA. The record is from the annotation of a GenBank genome assembly. Lineage: Eukaryota; Ciliophora; Oligohymenophorea; Peniculida; Parameciidae.